Messenger RNA from Paramuricea clavata, 3081 nucleotides. The record is from the annotation of a GenBank genome assembly. Lineage: Eukaryota; Metazoa; Cnidaria; Anthozoa; Malacalcyonacea; Plexauridae.
AUGCCAUCAAGGUAAAUUGCAAGCUUUGAACACAUUCUGUUUAAUUAAUAUGCCAUAUGACACCCUGUUGUGGAUGAACUCUGAAAUCCAUCCUAGACCAUUUUGACACUUUCCUGACAAUAUAUACCAUUAUUACGGUUGCCAUUGAGUAAUUUUAAAAAGAACAAAACAAUAGACACUCCGAAAAUAGUUAACAUUUUAUUCAAUGUUUCAACUAGGUUUAAGUCAUCAUCAGGAAUGAUGCUAUUGAGAAAUACUGAGAUAUAUAUUUACAAGUUAAGCAGAUCAAAUUACACGCUAAUUAAAUAUUACAAGUUCCUUAGAAGCUUUAGUUAGGAGUCUCUACAUAUACAUCGCCAAAAACUAGAACUAAAUCACAGAACUAAAGCCUCUAAGGAACUUGUGAUAUUUAAUUGACGCAUAAUUUGAUCCACUUAACUUGUAAAUAUAUAUCUCAGUAUUUCUCAAUAGCAUCAUUCCUGAUGAUGACUUAAACCUAGUUGAAACGUUGAAUAAAAUGUUAACUAUUUUCGGAAUGUCUAUUGUUUCGUUCUUUUUAAAAUAACCAUAAUACCAUGUCCCCCAAAAGAAUUCAAAUCUUUUACCAUGCCUAACUAGAAAACUAUAUUUGCAUGAAAGUAUAUAAACAUAUGAACUUUAAUGUCCAUUCAAAUUAAGGGAUGUCUUCUUCAUGCACUUAAUAUUGUAAAUAAAAUUUUCAGGAGAUAAGUAUCAACUUGGCGUAGGCGUGACGGGUGUUAUAUGACUGUUCAUACGAUUUGUAUUUUCUGCAGGAGUGAUUGUUCAUACGAUUUGUAUGUGGACUUAUUAGACAAUUUGGAUGCACAUGAAGAUGAUGACAUUCAGCGUGCUAUUCAGGAAUCCCUGAAUGAUGAACAAAUUGUGUAAGCAGGCAUAUACUAUACAGCUAUUUAAAUAAAGGUUGUCACAAGGGUCAAAUGAACAUUUUAUUUUAUGGGCUGAAAUGUAUUAUAAUUGAGGUUAACCUUAAUCAUCAUAUUACAUGUAUUUGUAAUUUUGUAUAUUUACAAGUAAACAGCUAAAAAUAGUGUAAUUUAUUAUACCCAUUUUGCUGUUCGCUUUUGAAAUGUACAAUUGACUAUGACAACAUUGAUUGAAAUAGCUUUAUAUUAUGGUGGAUUUAGGGAAUGUUGGAAAAUAUACAUUUACUGUAGUAAAUAAAAAUACAUUGCCAAAUAUAUUAGGCACUUGAAUGUAGUAAUGUUGUAUCUCUGUGUGAGCCGAGAUGCAAACCUUGUGUCAUGAAUGUGAACAUGUAAAAAUUUGGCAGACAAACAUUGGCAUUUGUGGUUCCUUUUAGGUUAAUUAUAAUGAUUACAUAUGAUUGAGGUACUACUGUAUAUUAAAGUUUUCAUAUAAAAACCACAGACAGAUGCAGAUGUGAGAGAUUAUAUAUUGUGGUCACUAGAUUGCACGUAAAUGUACAGUAUUGAUGUUGACAGAACAUUUCCCAUUUUUAAAGAAAAUCAGGGUUUUUCAGGGAGGGGGUCUGUUUUCCAUUGGUUCAUUCACCAUGUUCCGUUCCCUAAUAUAUUUUUGUGCUUGUUCUAUAGAAACCCCCAAGGGACCCCCUAAAUGUUUUAGAAGCACGCCCUGUAGUAUAUUUGCAGGACAAUAUAUGUAUUAUAAUACUGUAUGAUAUAUAAUAAUCAUGUAUAAUAAGUAUAAUUAUGUAGUUAUGGGACAAUUUAAAAUACAGGGUUUCUUCAGGACUUUUUUGUGGCAGUUAAACGUACCCCAAAACUCCAUCUUUGAUUCAGUUAUUCGGUUUCGAAAUUCAAUCAUAUUGUCAACAUUGCACAGUAAGUGCAUUAAAAUUGAAUUUGUUCGGGCCAAUUUUGCAAUGUGAAAAUAAUUGUAUUCCUGUGGGCAAUUAAGUAAAGUAAGAAAAUACAAACACACAGCCUAUAAAUCAUUUCACAGAACAGUAAAAAAACCAUGAACACACAUGUUAUGUACCGUCUUAAACUCAUCUCAGUCCAGUCAUUUAAAUCAUAGGCAUGUGAAGGAAAAAUUUGUGGCAGGCAGGUAACAGGUGUCCCUGGACUCCCUCUUGUAUACAAUAUACCAGUAAAUUCAAUCUUUUGCACGAAAGCAACCCAGCAAAAAAUCCUGAAAAACCCCUGAUUAUAUAAUUAUUUAAUUAAAAUCAUUGUGUAAUUGCUAAUAAUUAUGUACUAACUAUUAUUUCAAUGAAAUUAUCAGGGAUCCGAAAGCACCUUUAACAGAUCUUCAGGAACUACUAAAAGAGCACAAACUAUCAUGUACGAGGUCUGGUGACCCAAAUGAAAUUAUUGUUCGAAGGACAAAACUCUUGGAAAGUGCUUAUCGUGCUGUUAAAUCAAAGAUGUUUGACUGUUGCAAAGAACUUGUUGUGCAAUUUAGUGGAGAAGAUGCGAUUGAUGCUGGAGGGCCUCAAAGAGAGUUUUUAGGUAUUUUAUAUGGAGUAUAGUUCAUGUUAUAGGAGCUACUCUACUGUAAAUUAGAGUACUGUAAUUCACAGUGACAUGUGAUAAUUUGGAUUUGUUGUACUUGGCUUAACCCUUUAAGUGGCAAUGUACCCUGAUGCGCCCUAGUUUAUUAUUUUACUCUGUCUAAUGUCAGAUGAUUUUACUCAUCAAGUGGAGAGUGCUGCCAUUCAAUGUUUUAAACAAUUAAGCACAAUGCAGCAUACUUUAUUCUUUUUCCCUGUCAAAUGCCAGAGGAUUUUACUUGAAUGUGCAGUAAAUGGGAGAGACCACUAGUCAAUAUUUUUCUCUUCUCAGAUUGAUAAGGCAAGAGUUGGGUCAUGUAUCUGGUCUUUUAGAAGGUAGUGAAGGGAAGAUGACGUUUACUCAUAAUCUUAAAUUACUUGAGAAUAAAUACUGGUUAGCUGGACGACUGGUUGGAAUGUCAUUAAUUCAUGAUGGUCCUGGCCUUGAAUGUAUACACCCAAUUGUAUAUCAACUCAUGUGUGGAUUACCCUGUGAUGUGUAUGACUUUGACGUUACACUUAUAACGGAUCACGACUUUGUGGAAACAGUGCAACGGGUACAGUAA